Molecule: messenger RNA, 5085 nt
Organism: Gloeophyllum trabeum ATCC 11539
Lineage: Eukaryota; Fungi; Basidiomycota; Agaricomycetes; Gloeophyllales; Gloeophyllaceae
Exons: 20
Coding region: 1-5085 (1694 amino acids)
Biological process (GO): rescue of stalled cytosolic ribosome; ribosome-associated ubiquitin-dependent protein catabolic process
Cellular component (GO): RQC complex; cytosol
Molecular function (GO): ubiquitin protein ligase activity; ribosomal large subunit binding; zinc ion binding
Source: RefSeq, a predicted model, not a curated record
AUGGGCAAGGGCCAGAAAUCCUCUGCCUCCUCCGGCACUCGCAAGAAACACGCACGCAAAGCCGCAGGCCCGCAGGAGCCCACCCCGACCAAAGACAAGCGAGACAAGGGCACGGGCAAGGGCAAGGGCAAGAACAAGGAGCCGCGCAAGAAAGUGUACAUCCCCCCGACCAAGCCCGCGCCCGCGCGCCCCGACCCGCUCGACACCCUCGGGCUCGCCAACCAGCUCCCGCCGGAGCUCCUCGUCGUCCUGCGCAGUCUAAGGAAGAAGGACGCGGUCACAAAGGCCAAGGCGCUCGAGGAGCUGCUCGGCGCGUGGGUGGAGAGGGCGCUCGGGACCCGGGAUGAGGGCGCGGUGGCGGCGACGCUCGUGCUCAUGCUGCCGGUGUGGGUCCACCACAUGCCCGCGCUCUUCCUCCACCCCUCGCGCCGCAUCCGGCUGCUCGCAGCCAGCGUCCACUCCUCGCUCCUGCGCAUCCCGGACGCGCGCGCCGCGCUCCUCACCUUCCUCGCCGACGCCGCCCCGCCCGACCAGGCCGAGUGCGUGCUCGGCGCGUGGUGCAUGGCCGGCAGCGACGCCGACCGGCUCGUCGCGCGGCACGCGCGCGCGUCCUGGGAGGACUUUGUUUCCCUUGCCCCGCCAAGUGCGUUGGCGCUGGAUGAGAGCGCGCUGCUGCGCAUGCUGCAGCGCACCGCGCUCGACCCGGGCGCGGUCUACCUCUCCCUCAACCCGCCGCAGGUGAGCGUGGAGCCCGGCGUCCCGGGGCGGAAGGCCCCACCGAAGAGGCGGGAGGAGGAGCCGGUGAGGGCGAAGACCGAGGACGAGGAGGAGAGCGAGGACGACCGCAAUGCGCGGCUGCGCGUCGGCGCGCUGGGGGGUCUGAAGUGGGUGCUAGGCCUCGCGGAGAUCCUAGGCAACCCCGCCCUCUGGACUUCACUGUCUCACGCGCGCGCGGCGCCGUGGGUCGACGUGCCGAGUUUUGGGUGCGGCCAGCCGGUCGUGCGGCGGGCGGCGUGGGCGCUCGUGCAGGCCCUGGUAGGGCACUGGGCAGAGGAGGUGAAGAACGCGGACUUGCUGGGCGUGCUGAGUACGGUCGUGCUGAGGUCCGCGUGGGUGGAGCCGGACCCGACGGUGAGGACGGUGAUGUGGCAGCCGCUCAUGAUGUUCCUCAAAGAGUUCCCGCAAGCGUGGACGGUCGAUGGCUCCAAGACCGCCGCCGACGAUGCGUCCGAAUCCGACGGGGAUCACAGCGACGAGGAGGACGGGGACAGGGAGCAGGGCACCCCCGGCCCCGCUCCCACCACGCCGGGCACGUCGCUAGCGUACGACGAGUUCCUGCAGUUCCUCCAGCUCGGCUGCGCGGGCUCGCCGCUGCAGGGCUACCCGACGGUCGUCAUCGUGCUCUCCACGCUGCCCGCUUCCUUCCUGAGUACGCCUACCGUAGAAGACGCACUGAAGGAUCUGUUCACGUCCUUUUGGGCGGCAGUCGACGCGCGCGCGCUCGGCGGGCUGGACAAAGCCGCCGCGCACAGGGCGUUCCUCUCAUCUCUCCUCGAGUGCACCGCGUUCCUCGUCCGGCGCAUCAGACAGGAUCCCGCAUUCCGCGAUGCGAAUGUGGAUGCGCAUGAAGUGCGUAGGUGGCUGGUGGGGGAGCAAUCUGCGAGAGUGAUGGAGGCGCUGGCGGGAGGCGGGUUGAGGGUGGAGGGGGCGGGGGCGGGGGCGGGGGCGCUGGUGGGGAGGCACCUGGAGGCGCUCGAGGGCGUUGAUAUAGAACUGUUCAGGGCCGCGUGGGCGCCGGUCGACGCUACCCUCGCCCGCGUGGGCGCGCGGUUCGCGUGUGGUGCCCUGAAGGCGUUUUGGGAGACGUUCGGGGAGGGCAGUGAGGCGCGGGCGGCGGCGCGGAGGGCGAUUGGGGAGGUUGCGCGGCGCGCGGUGGGGGAGGCGAUCGACGAGACUGUCCAGGCGAAUGUCGCGCAGCUCGUCGACGCUGCGCCCUCGCUGCUCCUCGCGUACCUCACCCACCGGAACGAUCAAGCACGCGCCCUGGAAAUCUGGCGUAGGAUUCUGGACGUGCUCUCCGGCAAGGACCCGCGCGAGCUGGCUACGCGCAUCGCGCCCUUCGCCAGGGCCGGCGCGCUCCCGUGCUACUGCGCCCCGGAGGACGGCGAGCUGGACGAGCCGCUCACGCGGUUGGUGGCGCACGCGUCGGGGGGGAGCGUGGAUUCGGAGGCGGCGGGCGUGGUGUGUUCGGUAUUGCGCAACCCUCAGUACUUCUUGUCGAGCGCCGCGCGUGUCGGGCUGGUUGAGGGUUUGGUGGCGACGUUCGGUGUGCACGUACAGCAGGCGCUGAGAGAUCCCGCGGCCGCGGCGUACACGCAGGCGUUUGAGAAUUUGCUGGGGUUGCUGGAGGCGGCGUUGGCGGGGGAUCCUGCGGUGUUGUCGUCAUCGACGCUUGGGGUGGGGUUGCUGCCUGAUCUCUGUCUGUUCGCGUAUGUGCUUCCGACGUUCUCUUCGUCCAAGGGUGAGGCAUACUUUGAGAAAGCGAGGGAUCUGUGGAAUGGAUGGUGGGGCCAAAGUACAGAGGAGUCACGCUCGGAUACCCAAGCUGCGCUGGUUGGCAAGUUGCGCGAUAUUAUUUUGGAUACGCAGGUUGCGGUGACGCCGGACAGUGUCCUGGAUGUGCUGUGGGAUGGUAUCCCGGGGCUAGACAUUCAAGCCGCUGAUGUAUUACCGGACUCGGGGACCAUGCUCCGGAUGCUCGAAGGCCUACCUACAUAUCCUGAGGACCCGAGCGCCGCAGUUGUCAACAAUCUCAUUCCUCCUGCAUCUCUUCUGGGCGACCGCGUCACCUGGACGCCCGAGUAUGAUUCCGAGGGGUAUUCACAGUACGGGAGAGUUACGACUGCGUUUGCUCGGGUGUUUGCCUCGGAUCGUCAAGCAGCCAAAGAGCAUAUCUGGGCUCUGCAACAUCUUUUGGCGGCAAGCGUCUAUGCCGAAGACCAGGUUCAACUUUCCUUGGAGCGUAACCCACUGUGUACCCGCAAGGUGUCUAGAGCAAAGCUGCAAGCCUUUGUGUCUAGAGUGCAGUCAAUCACUGCGUACCUCCUCGUCCCGGAUGCGGAAGACGGGUGGCAUUCAAAGAUCGUCAACGCCGCCCAAGAUCCAGCUAUCGAACGAAGUACCCCGUCCACUCUCACCGCGCAUCUCAUCCAGUAUGCUUCCGGGCACGACAACCCACGAGAGGCGCGUGUCCUGUAUGCCGCGCUCCAGACCGUCAUGAGCGGUGCAACUAAGGAAGAAGCAGACGAAUGGAUAAUGCUAGCUCGGAAACUCGAGAAGAAGGCGCCGUUGACCUCGAUAGCUCUCGUGUCCUGCGUGACUGCGUUCGGACCUGAGCCACCACGGUUAGAUCGCUACAGGAAUGAGCUAGCUGCGGGAAUUUUCGGUGUACCUGCUUCGAAGGCCAACGACGAAGGGCUCUUGAGUCUACUGAGACUCGCGGCUACUGCUCCCGAUCCGGAGUCGGACGUGGUAUUCCUCCCUCAGCCGAGGGCUAUCAACCUCAUGAAAGCCUGUCAGCAGUGGGUCGAAUCUGACGAGGAUAUUUCGGAGGAUGUCGAGAGCGCGAUGACGCUGAUAUUCUACCACCUGGUGCCGAUCUUGCAAGACGUUCCUGGAGGCCACUGGGACUUCAUUUUUGAUGUCAUAGAGAAUAACCUUGAGAACGGCUCCUUCAACGAGAAUUCCACUCUUGUGACUCUGGCGCGUACAUUCAGGCUCAUCAUCGCCAUCCAAGAUAUAGCGACGACCAACAAGUCGCUCCGCGCCCUAUGGGACGAGCGGCGGCAGGCUGUCCUGACGUUGGUCAGAGACCUAAUAGCGUCACGCGAGAGUUCACGGGCCCCUUCCACCCCUCAGUUAAUGUCUCUGGAGUUGGCGAUGUCAAUCGUCCAAGAUAUGCCUGAUUCCCUACACGACGCGAAGAUUCUACCUUCGAUGUGUCGCCUCAUCGUCAAUACGUCAUCAGAAACGCAGAAAAUGGCGUAUCACUUGCUGCAGGAGUCUAGUAGGAAGUACACGGAAAACCUCGUCAUUGAAGCAGGAGUUGAUACAGAGGCUAACGUCAAAUGCGAGCUCCCCAUGGAGCUGGUAGAUAUCCUUCAGCGAUCCAUCUCGGACGACGAUCCAGACGAUAUACCUCAGGAUCCAUUUGGGUAUUUCUUGGCAUGGAUGGCCGUCUUCGACCUCUUCUCGAACGCGUCUUUCAAAGUCAAAUCUGGAUAUAUUCAACAUCUGAGAGACCUGGAUCUCAUAUCGACAAGGUUCUUGCCCUACAUCUUCAAUGCGUUAGGCCUCUAUGGUGGCCCUCGCUCGACCUUCAAGCUGGACGUUUGGGCGGUUGACGAGUACCAUGUUUCACUGUACGAUCCGGACGUCCCAGUCAGUGCAGCUCUGCAAGCCGCGCACCUGUAUUACCGUGGCCUGCUGAUUAUUCCCUCCCUCAUCCGUGCCUGGCUCCAAGAUUGCAAGGACCGCACCCUUUCUACGACGGUCACCACGUUCACCGCCCAACAUUACUCUCCAGUCAUCAUUGCCACGGAGUUUGCUCGGGUCAAGUCUCCCGACGCUGCCUCUGAGUUAGAGCACGAGAACUUGGCAAUCAAGGUCGCUGGCACUGUUAACGAGAUAACGGCGUCCUGGGCUGUGGACGAGCACCAAUUGGAGAUUUCUCUGAAGUUACCGGCAGACUGGCCCUUGCACCCAGUUCAGGUAAGGGACUCCAAGAAGGUAGGCGUAGAAGAGAACAGAUGGCGGGCGUGGGUGCUCGGUGUGCAACAGAUUAUGUGGACGCAGAAUGGCUCCAUCGUGGACGGCCUCAGCCUCUUCAAGAGGAAUGUCAGCCUCCACUUUGAGGGUCAGGUCGAAUGCGCGAUUUGCUAUUCUAUUAUCAGUCCGAUGGACUACAGUCUACCGAAGAAACCGUGCAAAACCUGCAAGAAUCGAUUCCAUUCUACUUGUCUAUACAAGUGGUUUAACACGAGUCACUCUUCGACAUGCCCCCUUUGUCGGUCAGAUAUCUUUUGA